This is a messenger RNA of Oryza sativa Japonica Group (Japanese rice), 1668 nucleotides long. Its product is annotated as transcription termination factor MTERF8, chloroplastic. NCBI's taxonomy places the organism in Eukaryota, Viridiplantae, Streptophyta, Magnoliopsida, Poales, Poaceae. Gene Ontology annotation, molecular function: double-stranded DNA binding. The record is from RefSeq and is a predicted model, not a curated record. Gene Ontology annotation, biological process: regulation of DNA-templated transcription.
AACGGUGCCAAAUAUUUAGAAACGGAGGGAGUAAUAAAGAGAGUGAAAAAGGAUGCCGUGGAGUUGAGUAGGCCCAACAAAUCCGGGAUUUCAUGGGUUACAGUACUUUGGGCUAAAAUUGUGUUCCGUAGGCCCAAGAUGGAACUCGAUCACGGGCCUUAUUUCUUCUUCCCGUGAAGACUGAAGCCCAAAUCUCCCUCACCACAGGGCACGAUACCGCCGUCCGUUCGCGGCGCGACCCUUCGCCGCCGCGCCGCCGCGCCGGCGCUAUGCAGCGCCUCCAAAAGCAGCUCCUUCCCGCCCUGCGCGCCGCCUUCCCUCUCCCUGCCUCCCACUUCAGCAGCCGCCUUCUCUCCGCCUCCACCGCCACCUUAUCCCCCACCCGCUUCGUCGACGAGGACGCCCUCGUCGCCGCCUGCGGCCUCACCGGAGCCGAAGCCCUCAAGGCCUCGAAGCGUCUACAGAAGGUACCCUCAAAUCUAGACGCCGCCCUCACCUUCCUCGCCUUUCUCGCCGACUUCCGCCUCUCCAAAGACGACAUCGCCGCCGCAAGCUCACGGUACCCGCGGUUCCUCCAUCUCAAGGUGGACGAAACCCUAACCUCCCAAGUAGCCCGGCUCCGGGAUAUCGGCCUAUCCACUCCCGAGAUUGGCCGCCUCAUUACCAUCGCCCCCUGCAUCCUCUCCAAUCCUCGCACGAUCUCCCGCCUUGAAUUCUACCUCUCCUUUUUGGGCUCCUACCCCAGGGUGCACUCCGCCCUUCGGAACAAUUCCUCCCUUCUACGGCGAAACAACAUCGAGAGUGAGGUCAAGCCCAACAUUGCAUUCCUGGAGCAGUGCGGCCUAACUACUUGUGAUAUUGCCAAGAUCCUCAUGUCUGGCUCUAGGAUACUCAUUAUGCAGCCAGAGCAUGUCAAGGAAAUUGUGGCGUGUGCAGACAAGUUCGGUAUGCCCCGUGAGUCAGCUGGUUUCAGGUAUGCCCUGAUGGCUGUUACCGGCAUCAGCCCAGUGAGGGUCAGCGCAAAACUUGAUUUCUUGAGGAUGGUUAUUGGAUGCUCAGAUGCCCAGCUACACAUUGCGGUGUCUAGGUUUCCACUAAUCCUGACAUACUCAGAAGUUAAGCUGAGCCGCUCACUGGAAUUCCUGAAAGCGGAGGUUGGGUUGGAGCCUCAGUACAUUGUGCUCCGGCCAGCAUUGCUCGGCUAUAGCAUUCAGAAACGGCUGAUGCCGCGUUAUCAUGUCAUGAAGGUUCUGAAUGAAAAGGGCCUGCUGAAGAAAGACACUGAUUUUUACUCUAUGGUUAAAAUAGUUGAAGAGAGCUUUUUUAAGAAGUUCCUUCUCCCAUACCACAGGUCUGUUCCAGGACUUGAAAAAGCUUAUCUGGCUGCCCGUGAAGGGAAAAUGUUUCCUGAAAUCUAAAACAGAGAUGCUGGAGGUUUAUUCUGCCUAGGAACUUGAUAAUGUUCUGCAUUUUACAUCUUGCUCAGUUCUUAGAUGAUUUCUAGCGAUCUGUAUUUGUGAUUUCAUCUGUGCUUUUUGAGACAAACAUCUAAUUUUAGUGCACUCUUGUUCUCAUUUUAAUGCCUCGCACACCACAAGGAUUUUUGCAUGCUUACUUAAGGAAUGUUUUAGCCUGGAGUUGCGCUGCAAUGCUGCAAUUUGUUUGUCA